GCACCACAUUAAAGAAUUCAUUUUAGCCUUUUCCGCAGUCCACACCACUAUUCAGGCCAAAACACGAUCUAUGUGCCGCCUCUCCCUCUCUCAUUCUCACCUCAUUCCCAGUCGUCGACGGCAGCUCCUUCCCUCUCUCACCAGUACCAGCAGCUCUCUCUCUCUCACUCACACAAACGGAGACGCCCUCGGACGCACCUGCAGUAGCCCACGACGCACGACCUGCAGCAGCUCACCCCCCUCGGGCCUCGGAUUUAAUUAGUUGACGAUGGCGGGAAUAGCUAUAGCCUUGGAUCUGUUGAGGAAAAACCCAAGUUUAUACACAGCUCACUCUUCUGGGUUUAUUUCAGCCGCGGCUGCCGCCUCUGCUGCUGCUGCCUCUGUGGCUGCCGGAACCCCUUAUGCCUAUAAAGCUUUAUUUGGUAAUUUCAGGAUACCAAUUGUUCAAUGUGAUGCUGGUGCAGCGUGGUCUGAUGAUUAUGUAACUAGCUUCAAAACUGCAUCUGAAAAAUUCUUUCAGAAUGAUGCUCUUAAAUACAGUACUAAGGAGUACAAAAUUGAGUUAAAGCCUCUAUUUUCGGCUUUUGAGUUUAGGGCAUUAGCGAUGACCUCCUUGAGAUCAUUUCUAUUGUUCUAUUUACCACUUUUGGAGCCUCGUACGAAUUUGGAUGCAGAUGAUGAUGACUUUCUCCAGGAAACUCAGGAAGAACAGCCUGUAGACUAUGUUGUUCCUUUAAAAAAAUCAGUAAAACAAAUCGGUCGUGAGACGACUAUUGUCACAACUAGACGAAUUUUGGAAAGAAUGGCUGUCCAUCACGUUUCCCAGCGAAUGGCAUGGAAACUUUUAAAAGAUGUUCCAAAAUCAGCCACACGCAAGGCUGCAAGAGGAAUGCCUGCUUAUGUUUUCUUCUACAGAGUUGGCAAAACAACUUUCAGAGGACAUCUUCUAGGAGUUGCAGCAUCAUGGACUGUUCAAGUUGCCAUUGAGUUUUACCGAUUCAUCACUCGUUUGCUGAAUUUGAAAGAAGAGGUCGAUGAAGUUGAGCCAGCAGAACAAGUUAAACUUCUUGCAAAGAAGCUCACUUCUACCACAAUCAAAUGCAGUUCAUCACUAGUUUUUGCUUCUAUUGGAGCAGGAAUUGGUGCAGUUUUAUUUCGGCCUUCAGCUGGUCAAUGGAUAGGCUGUGCUGCUGGGGAUUUGGUAGGGCCAAUUAUUGUAUCGACUUGCCUCGAAAAAGUCUUUAGUAUUGAAAUUUAGUAGGUGCUAAAAGAAAAAUUAUUAACAUGUUUUGCUCACUCUUCAUAUUGUACUUAUAACAAUUUUUCCAGGAAUUUUUAUGAUAAAUUUUGGGAGAAUAAUAAAGUGACAUUCUCCUGAGUUUUCCAUUUUCCCUGUUGUAAAGAAUGUCUUCUGAAUAUUCCUGAUCGAGACUCUUGUCUAUUAUGUAUUGAACUAGGCUAUUAUUUUUAGUUUCUAAUUCUACUCGUAAUGAAUUCUCUUUCCUAGUUUA
Molecule: messenger RNA, 1511 nt
Organism: Humulus lupulus (European hop)
Lineage: Eukaryota; Viridiplantae; Streptophyta; Magnoliopsida; Rosales; Cannabaceae
Exons: 7
Coding region: 269-1258 (329 amino acids)
Source: RefSeq, a predicted model, not a curated record